CUUUAUACAACAUGGUAGAAAAAAAAUUUGAAGUUGGCGAAGGACAACUCCUACGAUUAGUAGUUGGUGCUUGCGCAUUAUUAGCAAUUAGGGAAGAAAAAAUUCCGAAAACUAUGCGUGAAGUUGCGUUGCUAGUUAUUAAUGCAAUCAAUAAAUUAUUUGAAAAUCAAAAUGUUAAACUUCCGAUAUACACUGAUAUUAGACAACUCGAUCAUCUCAAAUAUGAUUUAUCAGUAUUAAAUGCACAAUAUUAUGAUGAUUACUUGGAUGAAGAAACAACAAACAAUUCGAGCGAUGAUUUUUCAUUACUUAAAUAUUCUGAUAAUGAUAACCUUGUUAGCGGAAGACAACCCUCCCCCAUCGGUGCGGCAAUUGUUUUGCUUGCAAUUGAGGCUACUGAAAAACCGAGUUUUGAUGAAUGGAAAAAUAAUCACAGACGUGCAUCUGAAAUUAUUGGAAGAAUAUUUCAAAUUGAUCCAAAGUUGACAAUGAAUGAUAGAUAUAGAGAGAUGGUUAAUUUGAUGCAUUCCAAGGUCAACGCUCUCCCUUGGAGUUCUCUUUCACAGGAAUGUAGACAAAAUGUUCGGCAUUCUGAUCAAGAUGCUAAUAAUGAACUCAUCGAAAUCGAGAUGAACAAAGACCUUGAUUGCAGAGACGUUGUCCAGGAACUAAAUAAAAAAAACGAUGAAGCUGGUGUAGCAAAUUCAAGAGAUUUAGAAUUCUAUUCCGAUAGAGAAACUGAUGAAUCGGAUUUCUUUUUGGAUGACGAUGAGUUAGAAGAUUAUGUACGAGAUGAAGAUGAGAUUGAACUCGCCAAGGAAUCUUGGGAGCUUUAUCAUCAAGAAGAUUCUAAUGGUAAAGAAAAGCAAUCGAAAGAUGCGAAAAUACUCCGUGAAAGAGGUAUCUCUAAAAAGUCUAAGACAACCGAUGUUAAUAACAAGAGGAAUGCACAUCUGGAAACUGCUUUGGAAAACAGAUCU
Racocetra fulgida is the source of this 980-nucleotide messenger RNA. The record is from the annotation of a GenBank genome assembly. Lineage: Eukaryota; Fungi; Glomeromycota; Glomeromycetes; Diversisporales; Gigasporaceae.